Messenger RNA from Paraglomus brasilianum, 1042 nucleotides. The record is from the annotation of a GenBank genome assembly. Lineage: Eukaryota; Fungi; Glomeromycota; Glomeromycetes; Paraglomerales; Paraglomeraceae.
UCAAAGAGAGCAGAAUGCUAGCUUGAUUAAUAGCAUAGUUGGGGGUCAAAUCGUGAGAAUGUAUGGGCCUAAAGCAUCAGGAAAGUCUUCUCGUGCAUGGGAUGCAAUCAUGCAACUUCAUGAACUUGGAUAUGAAUGUAUCUACGUGUCUCUUGAGGGAUGUGACGUCAGCAGCACAAUGUUCUGGUCACAUUUCAAUGGUAAAAUCGAACCCGAGGCGAAACUUCCAAAGCCCAUUAUGGAUGCCACCUCCUUCGAGGAGACCUUUGAUCGAGGGCAUGACAGAUGGAGGGGUCGUCAGGUCGUUCUCUUCAUAGAUGAAUUCGAUAAACUCCACAACGAAGGUGCAGAGCAUAACUGUGAAUGGAUGCUAGCAACAAUUAACAGCAUCAGGACUCAAAACAAAAGCGCGAUACGUUCCAUUGUCGUAAUUGGCACCUAUGCUAUUCUUUCUCUGAACCAGAAAAAUGUUUUUUUAUCACCCUUCAACGCUGAGAACUUCCAAGCCGCAAAUCUUACGAAGCAGCAAAUUCAAAAUCUCUAUAAUGAAUUUGCAACUGAAUGGGAUUUCGUUGUAGAUUCAAGUGUUGUUGAUGACAUUUUUGUACUGACUGAAGGUCAUGCAGGACUCGUUGCUAUCUGUGGCCGGUUGAUCUAUGACACAUUGAUUGAGCCUGGCUCAAAGAACGUUACUUUGGAAAACUGGAAACAAAUCACUCUACGAACUUUGGAUGAUGAAGUCCUUAAAUAUGGCACAUUCCGGAGAAUGGUCGAUGUCUUGAAAGACUCGAGAUUUAAGAAUGCUCUGGAUUUCCUUCGAUCACACUUCCUUGGGGCUUUCGACUACUAUGUACAACUAGUGGAUCCCGAACAUCUAAGAAUGGCCGGAUUCUUAGCUGCUCAAGGUGUUUUACAACCUAGUCCAACCGAAAGCGCAACAAAAUUCAGAAUGUCAUCGCCUUUAAUAGAUCUUUUAAUCCGGCGAAUGGUCAUUCCGCGGGCAUAUCCCAUCUCCUCACUGGGUAUCGUCCAUAGUCAAUAA